This is a messenger RNA of Corapipo altera (White-ruffed manakin), 3682 nucleotides long. It is a transcript of the gene COMMD9, whose product is annotated as COMM domain containing 9. The transcript has 6 exons. The record is from RefSeq and is a predicted model, not a curated record. The coding region runs from base 66 to 662 and encodes 198 amino acids. NCBI's taxonomy places the organism in Eukaryota, Metazoa, Chordata, Aves, Passeriformes, Pipridae.
CCGCCUGCCCCGCUGACGGCGCCGCGAUGGCGGCGGGCGGGGCGCGGCUCGUUUGAGCCGCCAACAUGGCGGCGCUGCGGGAGGAGGAGUUCGCGGCGCUGCAGAGCCUGCUGAAGGCGCCGUCCAAGGACGCCGUGCGGCAGCUGUGCCAGGAGUGCUUCUCCAGCCCGCCCGCCGCGCUCCGCCCGCUGGCCCAGCGCGCUUGCCCCGGUCUCACCGCCGACCCCGAGGAAGCGGAGCAGCUGGUAUCUGCUUUGCACAGCCUCACCAGGCAUGUCGUGUACCGCGGCUUGACGAGGGCAGAAGAUAUCCUCUCUCUUUUCCCAGAAAACUUCCACCAAAAUCUGAAAAACCUUCUGACAAAGAUAAUCUUGGAGAAUAUCUCUGCUUGGAGGAAUGAAGCACAAGCAAGUCAGAUCUCCCUGCCUCGGCUGGUCGACAUGGACUGGAGGGUGGACAUCAAGACGUCUUCAGACAGCAUCAUAAGAAUGGCAGUCCCUACUUGCCUGCUUCAGUUAAAGAUUCAGGAAGAUGCUGCCUUAUGUGGAAAUAAUCCUGUUGUUUCUGCACUGACUGUGGAACUGAGUAAAGAAACCCUGGACACUAUGUUAGAAGGUCUAGGAAGGAUUCGGGACCAACUUUCUGCCGUUGCAAACAAAUGAAUACUCAAUGGCACGGAUUCCAGCAGCAAGGAAGGGAAGUAUUCUCUACCUACAGCUCUCGUAUGUUGCAGUCCAGUGUGUAACACAUCAUCUGUUUUAGCAAAACAAAACUGAAGAAGUUUCUUUAUUGAAUUAAUGAGAUAGCUUUCAAAAGCUAACACUCAAAUAUUCAUUUGGUCUGAUACCAAAAAGUGCUUUCCCAAUGUAUUGUUGAAGAAAAGCUGUUCACCAUUUCAGAAGAGAAUUGGAGGGCUCAGAGCUGGGUUUAAUCACAAGGAUUGUAGCUGGAAAGAGCAAAUAGCUGCAGCCAGUGAAACAAGUGCUAUCCCUUUGCCCCAAAAUGAGAAUCUAAAAGGCUCAAGCUGGUUAAUGGGCUGCCUUCCAGUAUUAGAAAAAGAGGGUGCUUCUCUCUGGAAUGUGCACGUACUGAGGUGCAUGCUAGAUGUAGCACUCUCUCUCUCUCUCAGUGAAGCACAGCCAUGAGGCAGAUUGUUAUUACAGGAUAAUGCUUUGAAACAGGGCAAUUAUGCACAUUCCCUUCUGAUCAGCUGCGUAGCACCAUUUGUGAAAUGACUAUAGUCUGAACGUCUUUAGCAGGAACUAAUUACCUCCUUCUGUUUGACAAGAAAAAAAGGAGUUCACAUAAUUCAUGUUGGGGUUUAUUGGACUCUGGGCUUUCCUUUCCUGCACAAAAAACAAACUGGGAAAGUAAAGAACUGAAGGCUGUUGUCUGUACUGUAGGAAACCCUUCUGUGGUAAUAUGUGCCUAUACUUCUCCAAAGUGUUCUGUUGUUGGUGUAAAUCUUCAUUUAAUUAAAGAAUGAAAUGGUAAUUGAUUUUGUGAAUCCUUUUCUGGAAGAGAUGUCCUGGGUUACCUCAGCCUCUCUGUGAUGAUGCCAAGUUUCUAGGCUGGUUUAAUGGAUGUGCAUGUUUCUUGCUGAAGAAGGAUCUUUUGUUUCCUGUUCAGAUUGAUUCAUGUUUUACUGUCUUCUCUUCAUUAUAAUACAGUUUCAGGGCACCUUUUUCCGUGGGCACCAGCUCUGUGCAAUAUUUAAGGUGAUGACCCUGACCUAGAAGUUUAUAAAUAUAUGUGCAUUGAGAGUGUGGAGGAGUUAAGUGCAGAAAAUCAACAAAAUUAAGACUCUUCUUUAUGGUGGCCUUCUCUAAUGCUGCAAACUAGAAGUCUGGAUCCAAAUGCUUUGUUUAUGGCAAAGUCCCACCUGUCAUAUAACAUUUGGCUCUCCUUCAAGACACAAAACAUGUCUGUUGUGUUUGGAAACAUGAAAUCAUUCAAGAAGUGUGCAUAAACUACAGGAACUUUGUUAAUUAAUUUUAUGCAUCCCCACAGAGUGCAGGCUUAGAGUAUAUGUGUAAAUGAAACCUGUGCCUUUAAAAGAUAAUGAUGUAGUGCAGCUCGUGCAUCAGGAUCAGCUGUAUGACAAGUCACUUGUUAAUGUCUACUUUGAGCAAAGAUAAUAAAGCUUGGUGUGAUGUCAAGGCAAACUGGUAUAUUUCAUGUAUAAUAGGGAAAUCUGAAAGGAGAAGAUGGAUGUUUAAGAAUAUGUUCUGUAAGAUUCAAGCUGUGAAAAGCAUCUGUAACAGACUGCUUCAGUUUGAGGAAGUUUUGUUGCCUCUGCAGCCUAACCUUAAAAAAAUCUCAAAUAGGUUAUAUAAUACUGUUUUAGAAGGUGAGAAUCACCGAGGAGGUAAAUAAUGCAGGAUGAAGUACUGUAGUGUUAGAGGAGCUGAGGAAGUUCAUACACAGAGGAAGUCCUUGAGGUAAAUAGUAAAGUUAUAGCCAAAAUGUACACUCUAAUGGAAUGAAGAACUGAUAGUUGCAUAGAGUUCUCAUGUAAAACCAUUAUACAACUACAGAAUAGUUGUAAAGAAAAGAAAGACUUAAAACUGAGAAGGCUUAUCCAGUGUCAGAAUGGAGCUAUCUGCACGUAGCUAAAAGUUGCUUGUUGAACUGUAAUAAAGGGAUGUGCCCCCUGGAUCAGAGACAUGACAAACAUGGCUUCAAGGGGUAUAUCUCAAGUCAUUCUGAAAUAAGGUGCUGGUAUUUUCUAGCCCAAGAUUUAGGACGCUGUGACAGCUUGCCUUCAAUCUUUGCCUAAAUGGUUAGGUAUUUUAUUGUUGGUUCUUAUCUCCUUAGCCAGAAGAGUUGAAACUGCUCAGAAAAAGGUAUAGAAAACGAGAGGCUGAGUAGGACUCUCAUUACCCAGCCAGCAGGAAUACUUCACAUUAAAGUCCUUUUUAUAGGGACUGCUACACAGAGAAUAAUAUACCUGCUGCUCUCUUAAAAUCAGAUUUUCAUCCUCCCUCCACAUAUUGCUGCUGUUUGGUAGGGCUAGCCUAAAUGUACUCAUCUCUGUUAUCAGCUUGUUAUUGUGCCAACACUGUCCUCUUUUGUUAACUUCUUUCUUUCCUUUCCAUUUUGCCUUCAUACUUAUGAAGCAGUGAAAUCCCUGUCCACUUUCAAUGGCUAAGCCUAGUAAGCUCUACACACUGUGCCUUUCAGAAUCAAAGUGGCCAUUCUUUACUCAACAGUUUGUAUCUCUCUUGAAAGGGGGUCACCACCACAAGUCUUCCUUUCUGGAGAAGAAUUGUCCAAGAACAAACUGUCAUAGUAUGCAGAUCACCUGAAUUUACUUCUCCCAGAAAACCACAAGCCUUCAUAGCGAAGUGGAGCUUAUUUCAGUAUUUGAGAAAUAGAAAAUAUGUACACUAUUAUCAAGUGAUAAUUCAGUUACAGUAACCAAAACAAUGAUAAAUUUAUUUGUAAAGCAUAAGUAUGCAAGUUAAAGUCAAGUUGUAAUUUCACAAUUCAGACAUUAUAUUGGAUCUGACUGUUUAAAAAACAUUAAAAACAUUAAAGCUUACUUGGUUUUAUUCAAAACAAUACAAACAAUGCUUCCUUUUAUUGCAAGAAAAUGUGUACUUUAGGGUGUCCAGACUAAAAAUUGUAUAGACGUGAUUGAGAGCAAGAAAAACUUCAGAAUAAAAUGCUUUAAGAUUUC